GCGGAAAUCCGUAAGUUGUUUAGCGCCAAGUCGUCAACCGGACUCCUUUCAUGGCAGCGGCUUAAUAAAGGAAAACCCAGAAACAGAGGAAUGUACUCUCGACUUGAGGACUGCAGCUCACGUUCAUGAAAACCUUCAAUGCAUCGCAAUGGAUGUUGAAAUAGAGCCCCAGCCCCACGAAGAUGAGGUUCAGAACACCGAAAAGAAGAAACGCCGCCGACCCAUCUCGGGCCGAGACCGACAUACCAAAUUCCAGGGGCGUGAUCGGAGGGUCAGGCUUCCGGCCGCUUGUGCUCCGGGCAUCUUUCGCCUGACACAGGAACUCGGUCUCAAGACCGGCGGCGAGACGAUUCUCUGGCUCUUGGAACAGGUCCGGCCCGACCUUGUUGCCCCGAAAACCAUCUCGUCCAAGAAAGUUUCGCAGGCGAACUCGGCCGAUGAUUCUGUUCUCGUUCCCGAACCCAUCAGUGUUGCCUACCCUAGAGAUGCUGUGAACGGGAGGUUUAUUGAUUCUGCGCCUGUUUCUAACGGCGACGAACCGGUGAUGUCUAUUGUUAAAGCCGAGACGACUGACCAUCCUGGUCCCCGUCCGACCAUUCGCGCUACUGUUGUGCAGGCCUCAACCGUGUUCUACGACACUCGGGCAACUCUAGAUAAGGCAGAGAGACUGAUUGCUGGUGCUGCUGCAUAUGGGUCACAGAUAGUUGUUUUUCCAGAAGCAUUUGUGGGUGGUUAUCCCCGUUCUUCAUGUUUUGAUGUUGCUGCUGGAACCUAUCCCAAUGAGGGAAACAUGGAGUUGCAGAAGUAUCAUGCUGCAGCUGUGGAAAUUCCUGGUCCAGAAAUUGAACGACUGGCAGCAAUAGCUGGAAGAUACAAAGUCCAUCUAGUAAUGGGGGUGGUAGAAAGGGAAGGAUUCUCUCUCUACUGCACUGUUGUCUUUUUUAAUCCCCAUGGAGAGUAUCUUGGAAAACACCGCAAGCUCAUGCGAACAGCAUCCGAACAUACAGUCUGGUGUUCUGGAGACAAGUCAACACCACCUGUAUAUGAGACUUCCAUUGGGAAGAUAGGUGGCCUCAUUUGCUGGGAUAAUAGGAUGCCAGUUUUAAGAACAGGACUCUAUGCUAGAGGUGUGGAGAUCUAUUGUGCGCCUACAUCUGAUGCCAGUGAUUUAUGGCGGUCAUCCCUGGCCCACAUUGCCCUAGAAGGUGGAUGUUUCAUUCUAUCUGCAAAUCAGUUCUGCCAGAGGAAAGACUAUCCUCUUCCAGGUGAACAUAUGCCCGGAGAUGAAAAGAGUGAUAUGCCACCAGAUUCAGUUGUCUGUUCUGGGGGCAGUGUCAUUAUUUCACCUUCAGGGGCCAUUUUGGCUGGGCCCAAUUACCAAGGAGAAUCACUCAUCUCAGCUGAUCUAGAUCUUGAAGAAAUUACACGAGCAAAGCUUGAAUUUAAUGGGGGUGAGGCACAAUGUGGCACCAACUCCCUUGCCCUAGAAACAAGUAAAUCUAAUACAGUUCCAUAUGCCCCUUCGGUUAAGAAAGAUGUUACUGGAGAAUAGUAAAGUAACACUUGGAAUUGGAGCUUUAUAGGAGGGCCAUUCAUUGGAUCGCUGACUUGGUUUCCCUGUCUCACUUCAUGGUAAAGACUAAAGAGCAUGUCCUGACAGGAAGGAUCUUGAUCAUCCAAUGUUUGGCAGAUCGCCUGUGUCAAAUUUUUCCUCCAAAUUUUUGAAUUUCCUUUUGUAAAUUAUGUUUAGGAUUUUGAAAGUGUUCUGGCAGCUUCCUGCUUUCUAAGCGUUUGCCUGGUGAAAAUGAAAUGGAACUCAGAAGGGAUCAUCUUUUUGGGUCGGUUUUUGAACACCUAAUUUUGAUUUACUUUGAAGUUAUGUUAGCCAAUUUGUUGACCUUGUACAGAGGGCCUUC
This is a messenger RNA of Nelumbo nucifera (sacred lotus), 1916 nucleotides long. RefSeq names its product bifunctional nitrilase/nitrile hydratase NIT4B. Gene Ontology annotation, biological process: detoxification of nitrogen compound. NCBI's taxonomy places the organism in Eukaryota, Viridiplantae, Streptophyta, Magnoliopsida, Proteales, Nelumbonaceae. Gene Ontology annotation, molecular function: nitrilase activity; nitrile hydratase activity. The record is from RefSeq and is a predicted model, not a curated record.